AUGGUUCUUGCUUUCCUGGCGAAAAGAUUUCGUCAUACAGUGGCGAGUCUGGGGACCAUGCACUGACUUCAGAUGACACAUGCCGAUUCUGAGACGCAUUUAUAAACAAAUAUUGUUCUCACAAAUUUGCAGUGUAUCUACAGCAGUGAUGAAUAAAUUGUCGACUACAAAAGUCUUACACUUGCCUCCACAAACGCCCAAUGAUUGUUUGUCGAAGCCGGGUGAUAUUCAGCAAGAUCAAUUGGAAAUUCUGAAAUCUACUGUAAACGCUCUGAAGGAUGGAGAGGUAGUGGCGGUCCCAACUGACACGCUGUACGGUUUGGCGUGUCUGGCCCAAAACUCAGAGGCUGUGAAGAAAGUGUACAACAUCAAAGGCAGAAAUGGACAGAAACCCUUGGCCAUCUGUGUUGGCGAAAUCGAAGAGAUUUACACAUACUGUAAAGUUGUAGUGAAGAGGGAACUGCUAGAGAAUGUGCUGCCCGGCCCUGUCACUUUGGUGCUGGAGAGAUCUGAAGAGCUGAACCCCAACCUCAAUCCCUUCACCCCGCUGGUGGGUGUGCGCAUCCCUGACCACCCCUUCAUGCGACGCUUGUGCCAGAUGUGUGGAGAACCUCUUGCCCUCACCAGUGCCAACAUCAGCUCCCAGACCAGCACUGUGGACAUCCAUGAGUUCCAGGAGCUGUGGCCGAAGGUAGCGGUGGUGGUGAAUGGCGGCCGCAUUGGGGACCAGAGCAGACAAGGCUCCACGGUGGUCAACCUGUCUGUCCCUGGCAGAUACAGCAUCAUCCGCCCGGGCUGUGCCCUGACUCCCACUUUGAAUGUACUCGACCGCAAAUAUGGACUAUGGGAACAAACUGAGACUCAAAAGGUUUGACAGCCGACAAAAACAAACCUACCACAGAAACGCACAAUCACCUCCAUUCUCUGCUCCUCUCAAAGACGGGACGGACAAAGGAGGCAGAAGCUGAAAAGCGAGGCCUUCAGCUGAGAGGGGAAAAUAAGGAUACGUCUGUUAUAUGAAGCUCCUGUUCUGCACUUUGGAUAUAUCAGCAACUCUGUAGGAUUUGCCGUCUUGGUGGUGGGCCUUACACUGUCAAAGCAGUAGAGGAAGUGUACAAAUACAUCUGUUCCAGUUCUGGUUAUACACCGGAGGGGGUCCAAGAUACUAGUCUUGUUGUAGCAAGCAAACAGAUUUAUUCUGACAGUGCGUGGUGACAGUUAAAAUCUAUUUGAUUUACUUAACCUAUUGAAAGUCACUUGGACCUCAGAAUGAUUCUUUUUGAAUAAUGGAUGCACUCCCAGUGUAGGAAGAUUAGUUUGUACUACUGGCAAGGCCCAAUUUGCUAAUGCAGACAUAUACUGAAGGAUAGGACUAAAGGAUAUAUAUAUAGCGCUCCUUAAUUCCCAAAUUAUAAUAUUUUUUUAACAGUUUUUUUUUUUUUUUUGUUUUCUGUUGAUAAGAGUGUUUGUAUUUAUUUAUGAGAGGAUAGAACUGGUAUAUUCAACUGUAACAGAACAUUUCUGAAUACAUACCUUGACCUUACAUUUUUCUUUGCUAUCUUUUUUUCUAUUUAUUUAUUUUUUUUCUUUUGACUGAUUUUACUGGCUGGUUUGUCCAGUCAUGAUUUUCUGAUAUUGAUCAUGGUCUGAACUCCGAUCUCCAUCAUACUCCAUGUUCUCCUGCCUCUGAUUCUUAAACCAAGAAGGGAGAUUUCAUAAUGGACCAAAAAAUGGACACUAUGACUCGGGAGCUUUUUUCUGUAAUUUUCAGGAAAGCGUCUGCAUCAAUUCUCUAUCACUCUGUCUCCUAAUGGCUGGGUUAAUGGCAGCCUUAAUCUGUGCCAAUCCCCCUUUUUCUCUGUAAACCAAAAUAAAGAGAAGCUCUAAGACA
Molecule: messenger RNA, 1891 nt
Organism: Alosa sapidissima (American shad)
Lineage: Eukaryota; Metazoa; Chordata; Actinopteri; Clupeiformes; Clupeidae
Gene: yrdc
Product: yrdC N(6)-threonylcarbamoyltransferase domain containing
Exons: 6
Coding region: 80-874 (264 amino acids)
Biological process (GO): regulation of translational fidelity
Cellular component (GO): cytoplasm
Molecular function (GO): double-stranded RNA binding; tRNA binding; nucleotidyltransferase activity
Source: RefSeq, a predicted model, not a curated record